CUUCUACGUAGUUAGAUGGCAGAUCGACAGGAAGAUAUUUGCGGAUUCCAGACAAUCUUGUAACAGUCGGCGAAUGCGUUGUCCAUUUUCAUCGAAGCAUAGGGCUACGUCGUUUUCGUGUAUAGGAAAUGUUCAAUUUCUUAUGCAUUGCUGUGAACAUUUAUUUUCCAUAAAAAGGAUUUAAUUGUUAAUCAAAUAUUUACGACAUGAUCCUAUGUUUGCAGUUCGAUAUGCGCUAAAUCGUCCAGAAUAACAUCAAAAUGCCACGUAUAGAUCCACUGUCUUUACUGAAAUGUCUUAGUGUUUUGUUGGGGCCAACUGGAGGUAUUAAGAGUAAAGAAGAAGUUCAUCGGUUAGCUAAUUUAAUGACGAAGUUCUCAAAAAAACUUGUUUCAAAAUGCAUUUACAUUCAGAUAUUAAAGACCACAAACACGGAUUUACUUAGCCAGUUUAUGGGAGCUGGAGGAUGGAAUCUCAUUCACAUGUGGCUAACUGAUGGUAUUCUUUUAAAAAAUUGGGCUCUCAUUCAAGAAUUAUUAGAACUUCUGCUGUUAUGUCCAGUCGAUAUUGAAAGAUUAAAAAGCAACAAUUGUCCAAAAUUAAUAAAGGGCCUGUCUAAAGAGGGUAGUCAUCAAGGAGUCAGAGUGUUGGCAAGCCAAUUGGUAGAACAAUGGCUGAAAAUAGUGAAAGGAGAAGCAGCACCAAACUCUGUGCCAGCACAAAUUGUAGCUGUCUCGGCGCAGGAUACUGGAGCUCUAGGGCAAAAUAUUGUAUCCCAAACAACGCAACAGCAACAGUAUUCGAUUCACUGUGGUAUUCAACAAGUUUCUGAGGGCAUAGAAAGUGCAACUGUGCAUGUGCAGGAUCUACAAUUCACUCCGAAUUCCACAUCACCUAUUGCAGUAUCUCACAUUCAGCAACAAUUGCAACAGGCGCAAGAACAACAGCAACAGCAGUCUCAAGAAAGGACAACUAUACAACCCUUGCAACUGCAAGUUGUGAGCAAACCUCAACAGGUGCAAAUACAACAACAACUGUCGUCGCAGCAAUCGAAAAAGCCAGCUUUUGUCGUGGUAUCUACAUCUUCGCAAUCUCCGAUUCCUGUGUAUAAAAUCACAAUUCGCGAAGGUAAACAGAUUCUCACAAAAGUGGAGACUGAUACUGCGAAUAUUAAUAGUGUUCUAAAUACAAAUAGUACAAAGGUAGAAAUUAAUGGAGGCAUUGUGGACAAUACACUUCCUGUGAAGGAAAUUUCAGAGGAAGCGGAGUUUAUGGAACUCAGUGAUGGUGUAGUCAGUGGUCAGGACUUUAAAGCGGACGUUGCGCAAUCCGAAAAAUUCGACCAAGUUUCGAGUGAAGUGAAACAAACUUUAGUAGAUUCCAUAGACAUUACCGAUGUGGAAGUUGUUAAAAAUAAAGAAAAUAAAGACUCUAAAGACACUGUUAGUAGUGAAAUUAGUAAAUCUAGUAAUAAAGAAAAUCGGGACUCUUCGAAAAGAGAUGAGAAAAAAUCUAGUAGUUCAGAUAAGAAAAGUCAUCAUAGUUCUUCUUCAUCUUCCAAAAGUUCUUCUAAACAUACCUCAAGUUCCAGUUCGCAUCGUUCUAGUUCCACAUCAAAAUCUAGUAGUCAUCGAUCUAGUAGUAGUAGUAGUAGUAGUUCGAAAAGCUCCAGUUCCAAGGAUAAGUCUUCCAAGGACAGGGAUAAGCAUCAUUCAUCUGGUUCAUCCAGUAAACAUAGUAGUUCCAGUAAAAGUAAAUCUGAUAAAGAAAGAGAGAAAGAGAAACAGAAGAAGGAUCAAGCAGAGAAAGAUAAAGCAACAUUAGAAAAAGUACAAGGGCAGGCAUUGAGUUCUAAGUUAGGAAAAAUACCGAAAAAGAAGUCCGAAGAAGAGAAACCAGGGGAUGCAGCUGUAAGAAAGUCAUCUACAGACUCUAGGGACAGCUCUAAAGAAAAUAAGACUGAUUCGAAGAAAGUUGUUGCAAUGCCAGAGAAAAAAAAUAUUUCCAUUUCUAUCGAGAGUAGAAAAAAUUCUCAGGACUCUACAACACGGCCAAAGACUGUGAAAACGUUUAACUCUAAAUUCAGGUCAACUGGCUUAGAGGAGGAAGUAAAACCACCACCUCCAAGAUCGGCAAAAAAACCGAACCCUAUCAUUGAGAAAAAAGUCAUACCACAGAAGUUACCUGUCCUGAAGAGGCCUUCCCCGCUUAGAGAAGCUAUUCCAACGGCGGAUAAACGGGCAAAAUUGUCUCUGGACUCUCCAACCACACCUCCAAGCGAAGAAAAGAAGGGAGGCAUUAAGUUGAUACCACCAAAACCAAAACCAAUGGUUCUGCAAGAAAGCGAUAUGUUUAUGGAUGCUUUAACGGCGUCGACGAAGAGCAAAGAACCGCGGAAGAGGAAACGGAGAACGUCUAUCACAAAAGACGGUCCUUCGGAACCGAAGAAACAGGAAACUGCCGCGAACGAUAAUCGGGAUGUUACGCCUCCACCCACCUCACCACCAAGUGCCGAUGAAAAAUCACCUGUAGUUGUCAAACCUAACUUUAAGUUUUAUCAAGAUACUCUGGAAACAGACGAAGAUAAGGAGCAAAAAGAGAAGGAGAAUUCGGACGAUGAUGUUAAAAAAGAUAAAGAGGAGGCGGAUGACCAGAAAGAGAAUAGAAUAUUCAAGCCGGAUGUUGAUGAUGAUGCCGGAAGUAAUACACCGACACCUGAUGAUGAUGUGGAGGAGAAGGCCGAUUCGCCGGAUGAUUCCUCUGUAUCGGAUUCGACAAAGAAGGAGAACACUGGCUCCUAUCCAGAAAUUCGUUACGUUGAUGGAUUGAGAAGUGUUUUAUUGCUUCAGAAACGUAAAGGACCGAAGAAAGUAUUGAAAUGGAAAACAGAUAUAGAGUCGGUGCGAUACUUCGAAUUGGACGAAACUGAAAGGGUGAAUGUUACAAAAACGUUCACUGAUAUGAAGCAAAUGGAAAAACAGAACGAGAGAGAAGCAUUCCAGAUGGCUAGAAAAUUAAGUACUGAAGACUUAAUGGAAGAGAGGACGAGAUGGAAACCUUUAAUUCCAAUCGAUCUACCUCCAGCUUUAGUAGAAUCUGGAAAAGAUAGUAGAGAGAAAGACAUUCAGUAUGCUAGGGAGAAAGGCAUUUUGCAGGCGUUGUACUUUAACCGAAGCAUGAUUCCAGAUUCCGCAGCGGAACCCGACGAAGAACGCCAUCAUAUAUAUAGUGAUCCUAAAAUCAUUCCUUUAGACGAUCUCACCGGAAACAAGGAAAGCGAGAAAGACUUCACUUCCAUGGCUUGGCCAGAGCCAAAGCCUCAGCUGCAACCUCAAACACCGCCCGUUUCCAAUUUCCAUUAUCCAUCGUUCCCCCAUAAUCAACAGCCAGUGAUGACGCCUAUGGGUCCUCAGACUUCUAUGGGUCCGAUACCUCAGAUGCCUCCGCAAAUGAUGGGACCUUCUCACAUGGGUCCGAUAGGGCCUGAAAUGGGAGGACCAAUGCCUGCUGCAGGAGGAGGAUGGAGAACGGGCGAUGGAAAAGUUGUUGUACCUGAUGGAAUGGGAAUGAAUCCCAUGGGAAAUAUGCCUAACGCGUUCCCGCCAGGUAUGGAGGGUGGUCCAAUGGUACCGCCUGGAAUGAUGGGACCGCCGCCUAUGUACAAUCAACAACAGGAAGGGUACGGAAUGAUGGGGCCAGAAGAUAUGGGCUUCAAUAACAUGAACCCAAAUAAUUUCCAAGGUCCGCCUGGUCCUAUGUACGGCCCAGGACCGAACUUUCAAGGACCUAGAGGUGGUGGUCCAAUGCACGGCAGAGGUAGAGGUGUACCUGGACCUGGCUGGUACCGAGGCGGUGGGGGACCACCUGGAAGAGGGGGAUGGAGGGGGGGUGGUGGUUGGAGAGGGAGUGGAAAGCAACCGCCAGUGUGUAGACAGUUUUCAAAGAAUGGCUACUGCCGUGUCGGUGAUAAGUGUCAGUACCUUCAUCCUGGUGUAAACUGUCCGCCAUUUUGAAAGAUGCUCCGGGUAACCGAGGAGUCGUUGGCAUUUUCGUAGUAAUGUGAUACAACAUUCGUUCUGUGCGAUCGAAUUUUCGGGAACGGACGAUCAUAUAGGAGGAACUAUUCACCUUAGUUGAUCGAAGUACAUGUCACACGCGAUAAUCAAUGAUAAUGUGCAAUUUUCUAUUAACAAUACUAAUAACGAAGCGCAUGAUGUAAUAUUUGUACAGUUCUAUUUUCAAGGGAUUCGAAUGAUAUUGAAUAAUUCUUGAUUUCUUUGCAUUGUGUCACGCAGAAUAUGAGAAUUAAAUACAGCAUGAGAACCUUAUUCUUUCGUCAGUGAUAUUUAGCAGAAUUUCAUGGUCGAAAGCUGCUUUAAAUUUGAAAUGACAAUGAACGAAAAACAACAGGUUCAUCGGCUGCUGGAC
Dufourea novaeangliae is the source of this 4428-nucleotide messenger RNA. RefSeq names its product serine/threonine-protein phosphatase 1 regulatory subunit 10 (gene PNUTS). Bases 261 to 4013 code for a protein of 1250 amino acids. Gene Ontology annotation, molecular function: metal ion binding. Lineage: Eukaryota; Metazoa; Arthropoda; Insecta; Hymenoptera; Halictidae. The transcript is spliced from 10 exons. The record is from RefSeq and is a predicted model, not a curated record.